CACAGAAUAGCAUUCCCAAAAUUUUUUUUAUGUCUAAUUCAUUUUCUUCGCUAAUAAUUUGUAUGGGUAACUAACCAGAAUAUUUCUUAUAAUUAAAGUGUAAUAUCUGAGAAUCAAAGUGAGAUAAUAUUUCUUGAAUCAAAGCUUGCGCAACUUCUCAUGUCUCAAUGUCACUGGUAAGGCCGAAAAGAAAAGCGACAAUCAAUAAGUCGUACAACGACACACUUGAGGAAUUUCAGUUUGAAGAUGUUAAUCUGAAAGUAUCGACCAAUGAUAUUAAUAAUAGGAGGGCAUCUCCUAAAAAGCCUAUCACCAAUAGUGAAUCCAAAUCCAAUGGGAAUACUAAUACUAAAAUAAUAAAAGAAGUGGCAUCCAUUCCAUUUAAUCUUCAAAGAAGCCCCAUAGAUUCAGAUUACUUUUCAAUUAAAUUGAACUUAACUGAUGCAUAUAUUAACUUAAAGACUCAAACUUUAUAUUGUCCUAAUCAUUAUCAGAUUGACUCUAGUAAACGAAAAAAUGGGAAGAAUAAGGAAGAAUUCCUGUUGAAGAAGGGUGAUUAUAUAUAUAUGGUGAGUGAACCGCCUGGGGAGCCAUACUAUAUCGGAAGAAUAAUAGGCUUUAAAGCUAAAACUUCAAAUGUAAAAAUAGAUGAUUCAGUGGUAGAUGCUAAGGGCUAUACAUUUCAAGUUCAAUGGUUUUAUAGGCCAAGAGAUAUUUCUAAAUCUACUAGUGAUUCAAGAGUACUAUUUGCUUCUAUGCAUACCGAUACUUGUCCACUAGCAAGUUUCCGAGGUUUAGUAACUGUAAUGCAUAAACAUGAUAUAGAGGAUAGAUUCCUUCAAGAAUCAACUGAUAAUAGUAAAUCCAAAAAGCAUCUAAAUCAAAAGAAAUCCGCAUCACCAGGUAAUUCUUCAACUGCUAUUGAUUUGUACAUACAAAAGCCCAAUCACUUUUAUUUCGAAAAAUUAUUUGAUAGAUAUAUGAUCAAAUUUUAUGAUAUUUUACUGACAUCCAACUUAUUACAAUAUGCUAGUGAUGAUAAUGUUACUAGCAAAAAUUUCUUAAUUGCCUUAAAUAAAAGAUUUGAGUUUGUCUUUGUAGAGAGUCAAAGGACAAAGUCUUUUAUUAAUACAUUCAGUUCAAGUGCUUGUAAUUGUGAAAAAUGUGGUCAAUGGUGUGGAAUAUCUCAAGAUUCUAUCAAUUGUGCUGUAUGUGAUAAAUUUUAUCAUAUGUAUUGUUUGGAUCCUCCUUUACUUAAGAAACCAAGUCGAGGAUUCUCAUGGUCUUGUGCGGUAUGUACCAAGAAGCAAGAAAUAGAAUAUCAUAAACGUAAGAUGUUAAUGUUAUCUCAUGAUAAUAAAUCAUCAAAUGAGUUCCAAUUACAUGAAGAAUUGUCGGUAUUAAAUUCUCUCAUUGAUUCACAGGCUGAAUCAGAUGACACUGCUUCAUUAGAAAUUGAACCUGAUGAUGAUGGUAGUGAAACUCCUGUCGAGACAUUACCAAAAUACGAAUCAAUGGCUAUUGAUUUCCUUGAAAAGGAUUCUAAUUAUACCUUGGAAGAAAGAAGAAUAAAUGAAGAAUGGCCCAUGAGAUACUUGGGAAUGCAUGCUCGACUAGAGGAUGCUGUAGAUCCUGAAGAUAGAUCUCCAUACCCAAGAGCAGCAACAAGAAUGGGAGCAAAACAUCAAGCAACCAAUAUUCCAGAAUAUGAAGAUCAUCCUAUAGUGUAUUAUGACAUAGAUAAACCCACAAGUGCCACUAAGAAGAAAUCUAAUGGAUUACCUAAAUCAAAGCUGUCCAAAUCUCAUAAUCUUGUUGACGAUGAAAGAAAAUUAGAAAUACCAGAGCAAUUCAAGAAUAUGUCUAAAAAGGAAUUCCCUCAGUGGCUACAACCGAGACCUAAGGGUUAUAUUGAAAGAGGUGUAGAUGAUGGUGAAGGAAUUACCUGUACGUCUUUAUGGAAAGCCUCUCUGUUUGAUGAAGAAGAUGAUUUUCAUACCUUGGAUGAGUUUAUAAAACGAUGUUCUCCUUUGGCAGCAAAAUUGGAUUUGCUAGAUACUUCACCUAACUUCAUGGAUGCUGUAGUUUAUAACUAUAUGACCUGUAAAGGAGAUCUUGACUCGGCAUAUGAAAAUAUAACUAAACUUACAAGAAAACUGUUAAAGGAACCUACCUUUAAUAAAGAAGAAAUUAAGAGAUUUGAAAGUGGAGUACGAGAAUUUGGAAGUGAAUUAUAUCCUGUAUUCAAAAGAGUCAAAACUCAACCAAGUGCCAUGGUAGUUAGAUUUUAUUAUCUUUGGAAGAAAACCAAGAAUGGUAGAUUGAUUUGGGGGAAUUAUGAGGGAAGAAUGCAAAAGAAGCUUCAAAAUAUAGUCAAGGAUGAAACUUCUAAACAAGGUGCUGUUGAAAAACCAGACCAUAUAGUCAUUGAUAGUUUGGCUGAUCCUGAAGAUGAUUCGUCAUAUGAUAAUGUCAAGGCAGAAACUAAUAAGAGACAAUUCUCCUGUAAACACUGUCAUACUAACAGGUCAUUACAAUGGUUCAGAAUUACCGGGCAUGACGCUGACAAACCUGAGAAGGAUAUUGAGGGAGUCACUCCAUUACCUGAAGGUACUGUUACAGCAUUAUGUUUUAGAUGUGCAAAAUUAUGGAGACGUUAUGCCGUUACUUGGGAGGACCCUAAUGAAAUUGAAAGAAUAAACAAGCAACCAGGAUGGAAGAAAAGAGUUGAACCUGAACUAUUAGAAGAUGUUAAAUAUAUUCUAAAUGAAGCUGAUAGAUUAGGAGCCACAAUCUCAUAUGAUAUUGAUAUGAUUAAGUCACUUCCUUCAAAGUCAGUUAAAGUAAAGGAAAAUUCUGCCCCUGUAGUCGAUAUUCCUAUCAAGAAGGCAACGAAAGAAAUACGUAAAGAGGUAAGUGUUGAACCCAAAAAGAAGAAGAUUGUGAAUAAAUCAACUCAAAAGGAAAAUGUCAAGACUAAGAAAGUUGCUAAUGUUAAGGUAGAAGAUAAAACUAAUUCAAAAUCCGUGAAAGCUAAGAAAGUAAAAGCUUCCGUUAGUGCAAAGGAAGUGAAACCAAAAGCGACUAAGAGGAAACUUGAGCUGGAUCUUCCUGAACUUGAAUCUAAUGAUCCCUCAAAGAUUCAACCUGUAGCUUUGAAGAAACCAAAAAGAGCCAAUGAUGUUACAUACCCAUCUUUCAGCGAGAACUAUUCAUCAUCAAACAUUAAAGGAACAGAAAGAAUAAAGGAUUUGUCAAAGGAUAUGUUACAAAACAUUGUUGAACAGUUCAGAAGAAGGCAAUUAACCAAUUUAGAAUCACAGAUAGCUUCUAUGCAUGUACCUUCUCUGACUUCAGUUUCAGUACCAUUCAGUCCCAAUGAAAGGAAGUGUUGCAUAUGCAGAGAACAUGACAUAAAUACCAAAUCUGGACUUGAAAUGCUUAUUUGCUCUAGCUGUGGUGUUAAUAUUCAUGCCUCCUGUGCUGGUAUUCAGGUGGGUGAAAAAACACCUCGUCCUGUUAAGGAAUGGUUAUGUGAAGUAUGUAUAAAUGAUGUUCAGCCACAUAACUCCACUAUAUAUUCCUGUUCUUUAUGCUUUGCCAAUGAAGCUAAUUAUGAGUUGGCAUUUUUAGGAUCAACAUUAGUACGUCCAGAUUUCUUGAAGCCAAUAUAUGACUCUAAUAAGUGGUGUCAUGUUUUAUGUGCUAUAUUUAAUCAUGAACAUGUUACGUUGAGAGGUCAUCAACCUAUUCAGCAUUCGUUAAAUCGUCAAUCUCCACCAAAUGAUUCAUAUAUUACUGAUAAUGGAAUAGCAUUUGAAAGCGUUUCCGAUAUAUUCGUUAGACCUAAUAAUCCUUCUUGUGGAAUAUGCUCUGCAAGAAAUGGUUCAAUGAUAUGUUGUGAAAUAUGUGGACCAAGUGAUAAAUACCACGUUACUUGUGCUCAAGAUACUCCUAAUUUUAAACUCGGAUUUUCUUUGGAUCAUCGAUCAGUAAAGGAAAAGGACUCUUAUCUAGUUUCUGUUAAUGGAUCUUAUGGCAUACUUCAUCCUAUUUUAAUUUGUCCAAAGCAUGAUCAGACAUCAUCAACUGUUUUUGGUAUGCGUACAUUAGGUAAGAGAGUUCAUGGUACAAGUAAAGAUGAAGGUAAACCAUUAAUUCAAUUAUAUCUUGAAGAUAUAACCAGACAAAACUAUUUAUUGAAACCGGGCCCACAAUCUAAGUCCAAGUUUUACAUUGAACGAUUUAAAGCAUCUGUAGAAGAUAGUCAAGAAGGUUUUCUGUGGAAAGCUGAUCCUGAGCUGCCUAUUAAAGCCAAGAAGAAUUGCAUACAUUGUAUAGAAUGCAGUACCACUACAUCACCCAUAUGGUGGGAACAUUUUGCUACAAACAGUACUAUCACUACGACUACUAAUGGUACAAGAGGUUAUUUAUGUCAAAUAUGUUAUCAUAAUAGUCUCGAUAAGGAAGAAAAGAAUGAAAUUGAAAUUGAUACUGAAACAGAAACUGGAACAGAAACUAAAGUUGUUUCAGAGGAAGAAGAUACUGAGACCUUUGUACAAGCAUUAAAUGCUCCAUUAAUUGGACUGCACUAUGGAAUCCAAGAUCAAACAGAUAAUGUUCGCUCAAUUUUUGUGCCUACAUUAAGAGCAGUUAAGGCUAAUUAUGCAAAUCUUGGCAGACUUGCCACCAGGAGCUAG
Messenger RNA from Scheffersomyces amazonensis, 4700 nucleotides. RefSeq names its product DNA-binding E3 ubiquitin-protein ligase. Gene Ontology annotation, molecular function: chromatin binding; ubiquitin-protein transferase activity. Gene Ontology annotation, cellular component: Lid2 complex. The record is from RefSeq and is a predicted model, not a curated record. The coding region runs from base 168 to 4700 and encodes 1510 amino acids. Gene Ontology annotation, biological process: histone catabolic process. NCBI's taxonomy places the organism in Eukaryota, Fungi, Ascomycota, Pichiomycetes, Serinales, Debaryomycetaceae. The transcript is spliced from 2 exons.